Molecule: messenger RNA, 3102 nt
Organism: Pseudophryne corroboree (corroboree frog)
Lineage: Eukaryota; Metazoa; Chordata; Amphibia; Anura; Myobatrachidae
Gene: APPL1
Product: adaptor protein, phosphotyrosine interacting with PH domain and leucine zipper 1
Exons: 22
Coding region: 155-2275 (706 amino acids)
Biological process (GO): signaling; insulin receptor signaling pathway
Cellular component (GO): endosome membrane; cytoplasm
Molecular function (GO): identical protein binding; protein kinase B binding
Source: RefSeq, a predicted model, not a curated record
CAGUGUCCCGAAACUCCGACUGACAGCUCGGAUCACCCAAUGAGCUGGUUAAGGGGAAGGACAUCCGCUGUCCGUGCUCCUGGAUGCAGAAUAGGCGCUGCUGUGACUCUCUCUCCGGUUCAGGUCUCUCGCUUCUUUCCGUGUAUCCUCAGCCAUGAUCGGCAUAGACAAGCUGCCCAUCGAGGAGACCCUGGAGGACAGUCCUCAGACCCGGUCUCUACUGGGGGUGUUUGAGGAAGACGCAGCCGCUAUCUCCAGUUACUGCAGUCAGCUGUAUCAUGCUAUGCACAGGAUUUACGAUGCUCAGAAUGAACUAAGUGCAGCCACUCAUGUCACAUCCAAAAUUUUGAAAGAGUACGAGAAUCAGCGUUUUCCUCUAGGUGGCGAUGAUGAGGUGAUGACUUCAACAUUACAACAGUUUUCAAAAGUGAUUGAUGAGCUGAGCUCUUGCCAUGCAGUGUUGUCCACCCAGCUAGCCGACGCCAUGAUGUUUCCCAUUAGUCAAUUUAAAGAGAGGGAUUUAAAAGAAAUCCUGACUUUAAAGGAGAUUUUUCAGAUUUCCAGUAACGAUCACGAUGUGGCAAUCAACAGAUACAGCCGGCUGUCUAAGAAACGAGAGAACGAAAAGGCCAAGUUUGAAGCCACAGAAGACGUUUACACAGCCAGAAAGAAACAGCACCAGACAAUGAUGCAUUACUUUUGUGCUUUAAACACCAUCCAGUACAAGAAGAAAACUGCGAUAUUGGAACCAUUGUUGGGAUACAUGCAAGCUCAGAUUAGUUUUUUCAAGAUGGGCUCAGAAAACCUCAACGGUCAGCUCGAGGAGUUCCUAGCAAAUAUUUCAACAAGUGUGCAAAACGUUCGCAGAGAGAUGGACAGUGAUGUGGAUACCAUGCAGCAGACCAUCCAGGAUAUGGAGGUGGCCAGUGAGCCUUUGUAUUUGCCAGAUCCAGACCCAAAGAAACUUCCAGUCAACCGCAAUUUAACACAGAAAGCCGGCUACCUCAACAUACGCAAUAAGACGGGGCUGGUGUCCUCAACUUGGGAGCGACAGUAUUUCUUCACUCAAGGAGGUAAUCUGAUGAGCCAAUCGCGGGGAGAUGUGGCUGGGGGUCUGGUCAUGGACAUUGAUAACUGCUCUGUGAUGGCUGUGGACUGUGAAGAUCGAAGAUAUUGCUUCCAAAUUACAGCUUUUGAUGGCAAAAAGUCUGUAAUUGUACAAGCAGAGAGCAGGAAGGACAGUGAGGAGUGGAUAGCUACAAUAAAUAACAUCUCAAAACGCAUAUACCUAACCGAGAACCCAGAGGAGACAGCCGCUAGAGUAAACCAGACCGCCCUGGAAGCAGUGACCCCAUCUCCUUCUUUCCAGCAAAGACAUGAGAGCAUGCGACCUGCAGCCUCUCGCCCCCGCUCCACCCGUACAAACAGCACUGGCUCAGUUGGCUCUGACUCCUCAGCUCUAACUGCUCUGUCUCUGGAAUCCAUCGUAGCACCAGACACACCCAUCCAGUUUGAUAUUAUUUCCCCAGUCAGUGAAGAUCAGUCUGGACAGCCCAGGACCCCGGGACAGUCUGGCAGGCGGACUAACCCAUUUGGAGAAUCUGGAGAAAAAUCAGAGUCUGAAGAUUCAAUCCUUCACCAGCUGUUUAUUGUACGGUUCCUUGGGUCCAUGGAAGUGAAAGUAGAUGACAAUCCAGAAGUUGUAUAUGAAACAAUGCGCCAAAUCUUAGCUGCGCGUGCAAUACACAAUAUCUUCCGGAUGACGGAGUCCCAUCUCCUAGUGACCUGCGACUGUUUAAAGUUGAUUGAUCCACAGACACAGGUGACAAGGCUGAGGUUCCCUUUACUGAACGUGGUUUUGUACGCUACACAUCAGGAAAACAAGCGGCUCUUUGGGUUUGUCCUCCGUACGGCAGGAGGGCGUGCAGAGGGUCGCCCUGUUUCUGUGUGCUACAUAUUUGAGUCCAACAACGAGGGAGAAAAGAUUUGUGAUUCCGUUGGCUUGGCCAAACAGAUUGCCCUCCACGCCGAACUAGAUCGAAGAGCUUCAGAAAAACAAAAGGAAAUUGAAAAAGUAAAAGAGAAACAAGAGAAAGAAAUCAGUAAACAGAAACAGAUAGAAAAGGAUUUGGAGGAGCAGAGCAGGUUAAUAGCAGCUUCCAGCAGAGUUGGCCAAACCGGCACAGAUGGACAGUUUGUAGUCCUCAGCGCCAGCCAAUCAGAGGACAGCGACCUCGGCGAGGAUGGGAAAAAGAAACGCGAGUCCGAAGCAUGAAGUUGGGAAGAAGCAGAGACUUCUCACUUUGUCAAUGCACAUUUUAUGGCACAAUAAGCAUGCAAGACGGAUAUAAACCAGAGCUCUUUUUUAUAAUUGUAAUUAUUCUGAAGGAUUUUUAAUGAAUAUAUGCGGUCAUGCAUUAUUUUCCAUUAAAAUCAGCAAAUUUUCCAUGUGAACAGCUCAUGGGGGUGAUUUUAGUACAGAGUGAUGUCUGAUUUUUAUUUCAUUGUGCACUGAAUUUCCCGUGAAAUCCUCAGAAAUAAGACUAUGGACUUUCCUGUACAUCUUGGGUUCUCCGUGUAUUUGGUUUCCCGGCUCCUUAGAUUUGUCUCUGAGAAAAUAUGUUUAUUCCAACUUUAUACUUCUCCAACGUUGACCUGGCUUUCUUUAUGUGUUUUGUUUUUCCUGUAUAGAUCAUCACGUCAUAAAUAAUGCGAAACUAAUGCCUCAUGGAUGAACAUGUAUUCUCCAGAAAUUGUAGCAUUAUUCUAUUGUCUAGAUAUUGUGACAACAUCGCUUAAAACGGUGUAACACUACUAACAGCUUACUAGUAACUUUCCAGGAAGGGCAUGCAACAAACGUGGCUACUAAUAUUUCCAGGUCGGUCACUUUGAUGAUUGUGAAGAGGCAUAAAAAUUUCACGUUCACAGAAAGCCAUCUGAAUAAAAUGUUGUAAAGUCCCGGUCAGAGGAGGCAUCCUAGGUACAACUCUAACGUGAUGCCCCAAAACAUGACGAAACCACUCCUUUAUAAAGUAACCCACUCUUAUAUAUUCUGUAUUCUGGAACAUGGGUCUACUUUGCUUCAAUUAUGAAUUGGGGGGG